CUGGGCUAAAUUGUUCUGGUAAGGAACACAAAGUAAACUACUGUACAUUGUUAUGUCCUGGUUCCCCAAAACAACUGAUCCGAAGGGUCAUAACACAUCACCAAACAGACCAAUGAACUACGUUCAUUCACGAGACUGUUGGUUUGAAAACCACCAGAAAUAUACCAUAUUUUACAACGCAUUGCAUAUGAAAAACAAACUACCAAUAAAGAACCCAACAUAUAUAAAUGAAGUUCAACAACCGUGCAGUAUAUGUACCGUUUUCUCUCCAAAUAUCAACAUGUUAACAUCAAACCUUGCUUUCUUGUACAAACAACAUCCAUAAAAACGAUAGUUUUGCGUCGCCAACUACUAAAAAAGAGUCAACGCUCACCUGGUGGAUGUAAGAAAGAUUGUUGAUGAGUUUCGAGACGGGCUUCGGUACAAAAUCCGCUCCGUCUACAAGCUACAGUUUCAUUUUUAUCCCGGAGCGCAUAAAUAAACAAAUGAGUUGUAAGUGGCGCUCAGUUAGUGUCGUCACUUCCGGUGAAUGUCGUCAUCAGGUAGCGACUCUUGAGGACCGUAGUCGCCCGGGAGUAUUCCACCUGUAUCAAAAGAAGAUGGCUCCAUCGCCGACCAAGCGAAAGGAAGAGGAGAAAACUAAAGACCGAGCCAAGGAAAAAUCCGCUAAGGAUGGCGAAAAAGACCGAGGGCGGGAGAAAGCCAGGAAACGCCGCAGCGCGUCCACUGGAAGCAGCAGCAGCAGGUCCCGAUCGAGCUCCUCUUCCAGCAGCAGCUCCGGUUCCAGCUCGGGCUCGUCCAGCGGCUCCAGUUCCUCCGGAAGCAGCCACUCGGGUUCCUCCAGCUCCAGAUCGUCGUCCUCCUCCAGCUCCUCGGGCUCGCCCAGCCCCAGCCGUCGGCGCCACGACAACCGCCGACGCUCACGCUCGGCGUCCAAAACGCAGAAGAGGGGAGAUGAUAAGGAUAAGGAUAAAGAGAGGAGGAAGCGAACACCCAGCCCCAAACCAACCAAGGUUCACUUAGGGAGACUGACCAGAAAUGUCACCAAGGAUCACAUCCAAGAGAUUUUUGCCACAUACGGCAAAAUCAAGUCGGUGGAGAUGCCAAUGGAGCGGCAGGUGCCGCACAUGUCCAAGUGCUUCGCCUACGUGGAGUACGAGAGCCCCGAGGAGGCCCAGAAGGCCCUUAAAUACAUGGAUGGAGGUCAGAUUGACGGACAGGAGAUCACGGCAUCCGCCGUGCUGCCCCAGAGGGUGCGUCCUCCUCCUCGUCGCCUGUCACCCCCUCGCCGAAUGCCCCCUCCGCCGCCUAUGUGGCGACGCAGUCCGCCGCGCAUGAGGAGAAGGUCCCGCUCCCCAAGGAGACGUUCCCCAGUACGCCGUCGUUCCCGUUCAAGAUCUACCGGUCGCAGACGUCACCGUUCUCGGUCCAGUUCCAACUCGUCCAGAUAAAUAACUUUGCCGGUUCCAGAAAAUUUCCUUUUUUUUAUUUUUAUUUUUUUGAUUACAAAUAGAAACAAGCUCAAAAGUUAAUGUCUUGCUGUUGUUCUGAUUUUUUUUUUUUUUUUUUUUUUUUUAAACAUUGUGUUUCUUGUCCUUUUUUUUUUUUUUUUUUUUUUUUUCUGCAUUGAUCCUAUUGAGUCCAAGCUGAAGUUUUGACUUUUCACAUCACUGUAUUGAAGUUUAGGCAGUUGGAAAAAUAAAACUUGUUCAAAUUCAUCUGUUUCAAUAUGGUCUAGUCCGGGGAUCGGCACCCCGUGUUUUUAGAGUCCCAUGCGGCUCUUUAGCGCUCCCCUAGUGGCUCCCUGGAGCAUUUUCAAAAAUGUUUGAAAAUUGAAAAAUAUGGUUGAGGUAAAUAUAUUUUUUGUUUUGAUAGCAUGUCUGUAGGAG
Molecule: messenger RNA, 1889 nt
Organism: Corythoichthys intestinalis (scribbled pipefish)
Lineage: Eukaryota; Metazoa; Chordata; Actinopteri; Syngnathiformes; Syngnathidae
Product: RNA-binding protein with serine-rich domain 1-like
Exons: 7
Coding region: 399-1451 (350 amino acids)
Biological process (GO): mRNA splicing, via spliceosome
Cellular component (GO): ASAP complex; nucleoplasm; cytoplasm
Molecular function (GO): RNA binding
Source: RefSeq, a predicted model, not a curated record